This is a messenger RNA of Priapulus caudatus, 3865 nucleotides long. RefSeq names its product DNA topoisomerase 3-beta-1-like. The record is from RefSeq and is a predicted model, not a curated record. The transcript has 18 exons. Bases 211 to 2778 code for a protein of 855 amino acids. Gene Ontology annotation, biological process: DNA topological change. Gene Ontology annotation, cellular component: nucleus. Gene Ontology annotation, molecular function: DNA binding; DNA topoisomerase type I (single strand cut, ATP-independent) activity. Lineage: Eukaryota; Metazoa; Priapulida; Priapulimorpha; Priapulimorphida; Priapulidae.
CCUGGGGCGGUGAAUAUGCGCCGACCCCCUUGCAGUGACGUCACACGUCACACUUUACCAAGCUACCAACAUGGCAGCGCCCAUGAUGUGUUAGUACAUAAACGUGUAAAAGUGUAAACUCGAAAGUCUAGUAAUUCUGAAACUGAAAAGCCGGCGAUCGAUAGGCCUACAAAAUCUCAAGUUUUAUGCCGAGGUUUCAGGUCUGGCACAAUGAAGACUGUAUUUAUGGUAGCGGAGAAGCCAUCUCUGGCCCUAUCACUUGCCAAGAUACUUUCCAAUGGCAGCCUGAACUCUAAGAAGGGUUCCAAUGGAGCGUGCUCAGUGCAUGAGUACACUGGCACCUUCAGAGGCCAAUCUGCGAGAUUUAAGAUGACGUCUGUGUGUGGCCAUGUGUUUGGGCUCGACUUCACUGCAAAAUAUAAUGACUGGAACAGAGUUGAUCCUGCGGAGUUGUUCUCAGCAACCACUGAGAAAAAGGAAUCGACCCCUAAAUUACGAAUGCCGGUGUUUUUGUCUCAGGAGGCACGAGGAGCAGACUACCUGGUCCUCUGGCUAGAUUGCGACAAGGAAGGCGAGAAUAUCUGCUUUGAGGUGAUCGAUGCAGUUGACAGAGUGAUGAACAAACCACAAGGAAAUGAGCAGUACAUCUAUCGAGCCAGAUUCAGUGCCAUAACUGAUAAGGACAUCAAAGGAGCAAUGACCACUCUUGUGGCACCCAAUAAGAAUGAAUCGUUGGCUGUUGAUGCAAGGCAGGAACUCGAUUUGCGAAUAGGUUGUGCCUUUACCAGAUUUCAGACAAAGUUUUUCCAGGGGAAGUAUGGCAAUCUAGAUAGCUCCCUGAUAUCAUACGGACCCUGCCAAACACCUACACUGGGGUUCUGUGUUGAUCGGCAUGACCAGAUACAGUCUUUUAUACCUGAAACAUACUGGGUGCUACAACCACAGGUGACUUUACCAAAUGGAAAUGUCGUGACAUUGGAUUGGGAGAGAGUGCGCAUAUUUGACAAAGACGUGGCCCAACUGUUUCUCAAUAAAGUCAAGACCACCAACAAAGCCAUUGUCACGGAUGUGAGCAAGAAGGAGAAGGUGAAGCAACGACCGAUCGCACUGAACACCGUAGAGCUGAUGCGAGUGGCGAGCGCUACGCUUGGUCUGUCACCGCAGAGUGCGAUGGUGGUCGCUGAGAGGCUGUACACGCAGGGCUACAUCAGUUACCCACGCACGGAGACGACGUCUUACCCCGAGAACUUUGAUCUCAAUGGCACACUAAGGCAGCAGAGCUCAUCUCCAUACUGGGGCAAAUACGUGCGAGAUCUACUAGCACAGGGUAUACAUAAACCAAGGAAGGGUAACGAUGUUGGGGACCAUCCACCUAUCACACCGAUGCGAACAGCAACUGAGUCUGAGCUUGGUGAGGGAUGGCGCAUCUACGAGUAUAUUGUUAAACAUUUCAUUGGAACGCUUAGUCCUGACUGUAGAUACCUGCAAACCACUAUCUCCUUUGACAUUGCCGAUGAGAAAUUCACACUAGUUGGCAAAGAACUAAUUGCUCCUGGGUUCACGGCCAUCAUGACCUGGCAGGCUAUACCCGCUGAAGAGAGCAUGCCGCAGAUAGGCAAGGGUGAUGUCUGCCCAAUUCAAGAGGUGAAGCUUGUCGAGCGGCAGACGUGCGCUCCAGACUACCUGACUGAGAGCGAGCUGAUCACGCUCAUGGAGAAGCACUGUAUCGGCACCGAUGCAAGCAUACCCGUCCACAUCAACAACAUCUGUGUGCGCAACUACGUAACCGUGGGCAACGGCAGACGCCUCAUACCCACACCACUAGGAAUCAUGCUCGUGCAUGGCUACCAGCGGACGGAUGCAGAAUUGGUGCUUCCACACAUGCGCGCUGCCGUCGAGAAACAGCUGAAUCUGAUCGCGCAGGGUAAAGCUGACCACCAGGCGGUGCUGCUGCAUGCUGUCACCAUCUUCAAGCUGAAGUUCCACUACUUUGUGCAGCAGAUACAGCGCGUAGAUGAGCUGUUUGAAGUGACCUUCACCUCGCUUGCGGAGACCGGGAAACCGCUGUCAAGGUGUGGCAAAUGCCGGCGCUUCAUGAAGUUCAUUCAGGCGAAGCCUAGCCGGCUGCACUGCGCUCAGUGUGACGAGACGUACAACCUGCCGCAGAACGGCAACAUCAAGCUCUACAAAGAACUCGCUUGUCCUCUCGACGACUUUGAACUCGUGCUGUGGACCUCGGGAUCGAAGGGGAAGUGCUACCCGGUGUGCCCAUACUGCUACAACUAUCCACCGUUCAAGGACAUGCGGAAGGGCAUGGCGUGUAACGAGUGCACACACCCUACCUGUACAUACAGCCUGUCCAUGAAUGGCGUCGCGUCGUGCAUGGAGUGUGAAAGUGGUGUUCUGAAUCUCGACCAAACGUCCGGUCCCAAGUGGAAGCUAGCCUGCAACAAGUGUAACGUGGUCAUAGCAUGUUUCGAGGAUGCGUACAAGGUCGGCUUGGCGGACAGCGACUGUGAAAAGUGUGACGCGACAAUGAUGACUAUCGAUUUCAACAAGUUGAAGAAUCCGCUUGAGGAUGGGCAGACCCAGCAUACAGGAUGCGUCUUCUGUGACCCAAUACUAGCACCCCUAACUGGACUACGUCAUGCCCGAAUGACUGCCCGGAGACCAGGGGGAGGCGGUGGAAGGGGAAGGGGGCGUGGUAGGGGAAGGGGAAGAGGCCGGGGAAAGCCACCAAAAGAUAAAAUGUCGCAGCUGGCAGCAUAUUUUGUAUGAAAGCAAUGUUGCCAAUGUGAUUAAAGCAGUUUUAUAUUUGCUAUCACCAUCUGUGUUGUUUUUAAUGCACAGUGUGUUUGCUCUCUAUCUAGAAAAAUCAAGUGUUGGAUGAAACCUAACAAUUCUCAAGUGUUUUGUACGAUAGCUAAUUAGUUAACUACAUUCUACCACUAGGAAAGACGUGAUGAUAGACUGGAACCUAGGGCAUAAUUAGCAAUGCAGAGAGCAGUGUUAUAUUACAUUAGAUCACAGUCAGAUAGAAAUGCUGUGAAUCGCUCAACAAUUCUGCACGUUACCAUUUAUGCAAAGCUAUUUCUAGUCGGUACCAGCAAUAUUGCUCCAACCAUUUCUGCACGGCUGUAUACGGACGGCACUGGCACUGUUGUAAUUGAAAGCCAGGUAAGGUGAAUGCUGUAUCUAUGGAAUUUAGUCCAUUGUUGGCUACUUAUAGCUAGGUAGCAGGUAAAACUUUAUUGAUGAAGAUGGUCUUUCAGAGUUUCUUAUCCAAAAGGUUGUUUACAGCAGGUAAAACUUUAUUCAUGGAAUAACAGUAAACUGGUAUGAGAAUGUAUGCUAAUUUUAUAAUGUGAAAAAAUUGUUAACGUUAAAUGUUAUUACAGUUCCACAUUUCCCUUAUACGACAUGGCAAACUUGUUUCAUACCAGGUAUGACACUACUGUAUGAUAGACAAUGAUACAAUGUUUGGUGCGUUUAGGAUUUAUGAAUUUUAUAAGUGCAAUGAUUGUCAACAUGACCUCUUUAGCCUUUGUGACCAGUUAAAUCUUAAAAAAUAAAUAGUCAUCAUAAACAUUUGGUUAUGGGGAAUCUUGGAAGGACUGAUUGUCUCAAAACUAUUAAAAACCCAGCAUGCUAAAUGGCAAAGUCAACAACGCAUGAAUAAUAGUGAAGGUCGUUCAAAAGGUCGGAAAAAACUGUUUCCACCAUAUGUAUGUAUUGGAAAUAAACAUUUUGAGCAGUUGGUGUAGGCAGAGCGAGGCGUCAAGAGCAAAUCUGCCAAACCUUACCUUAACGUUUUUUACGAACAAUCCGCAGAAUAUCAUUAAAAGAUUGUCCACUGACCAAUGAA